AUGAACACAAAGCUUGAAAACGAUCUAAACGAUACCUGCGAUUUCGAGGAUACUGUGACAUGGUCGAAAGAAACGAUCGAGGUAACGGAUUUUUAUAAUCGGCUUCGAACGGAAAGACUACCCGAACGAAUCGUUUUUCCUGAAGAAUUAAAUACGUACCUGCGUGAUCGUAUCCGGGAUUUAACUGCGGAGAAUGGUUGCUUGCGUCGAGCGCUCGAAGAGACCGAGGAAAGGCUUCGAAUCACGGAGGAGAGCACAACGAAAUCGCAACUCCCUAUAACAACAUUGGGUAAAUCCAGUGAAAUGGCAGCGACAAAGAUCAUCGAAUUGAGUAAGAAAUGUAGGGAACAGACGGCUGAAAUCGAGGUACUCAAAACGAAAUGUAAGAAUCUCGAGGGCAAUCUAGCCAGCAAGACGGCCGAAUUGGAAAACUUAAAACAUGAGCUAACUCGUUCGAAGGAACUACCAGAGUCUCGUAACAGUGAGUUGCUCGUGUAUCCUCUUUCAAGAUCUUAGCAAUAUCUUGAUAUCGUUUAUCUAUGCAAUAACAUAAUCGAGAUCCAGGAUAGUAUCCUUGACAAAGGUACCGGAGAUGUCCAAUCUUUAUCGAAGGAGGACGAGGAUAAGAUCAAAAUUCUGACGGAGAAGAUGCAACAAGUACAAACGAAGCUUUACGAAUCGAAGAACGCUUAUGCGAGUCUCAAGCAGGAGUUCAACAAAGCUCAAAAGUUACUGUGCAGCGAAGUUGGCGAGAACGUAACGGUGACUGGAUUAUCCUCGCAACUGGGUGGCUGGCGUGGAAGAGCCGAACAAAUUCGGCUGCUUCAACAAAAGGUUUCCGAAUUACAAUUAAAGUUAUCGGAAUAUGAUGGAACUGUGAAAGGAUCCUCCGAAAAGGAGAGACGACAACAGAUUGAAAAUUCGGCGAAGGAGCUCAGGCAAGCAGAAGUUGCGUUGGAAACCUAUAAAAGGAAGCUCGAAGCCUCGAAAGCUAGAAUAAAAGUUCUAGAAAAUGAAUUGAAUACGACAAAGGCGAAUAUUGCUGUGUUAAACGAAAAAAGAUCUCAUGACGAUCAUUUGAUUGAGACUCUUAACAGUCGACUCAAAUCUGCUGAAAAUAAAUGUCAUGAACGCGAAAUGGACAUCAAGAAUAAGGAAGAGAAAUUGGAACGCGAAAGUACCGUUUUGAAAAAUGAUCUACAAGCUGCUCAAAUACAGAUCGAUCGGUUAACAAGGAAGCUCGAAGAACGUGAAAUCGAGAUAGAUAAACUGAGAAAUGGUAUGAUAACGGAAGAUUCGAAACAACGUGUUCUUCAUCUGGAAGAUCGAACUGUUAGCAAUUAUCGUACGAGUCCUCCGAAUACGAUUAGAAACUUCAACGAACCUAACGAAUAUGUCACUAUAGCUAUCGCGGCAGAAGCUGAACGAGAGAGGUUAUUAGAGUUGGUGACUGUGUUGAACAGACGAUUGGACAAGGAGAGAAACGAUGCAAACAAUCUAACCGAAUCCUUGCGAAACGAACAAAACAAGGUGGUAAAAUUGGAAUCUAAAUUACGAAAAUUAGAAAACGAAAAAAUAGGGAUUUCAAAGGUGGACAGUGGUUAUUACAGGGUAAGAAAUCUAAGAUCAAUUUCGGGAUCUCGAACGAAUGAAGAAUCUGCAAAUGCCGAACAAAUCCAUUUCAAGCUCGAAUUACUUGAAGAGGAAUGCCUCGCUUUGAAAGUAAGAUUAAAUACGGUACAACAGGACAAAGCCUCGGACUUAGAAACAUAUAAACGAAUGUUAGAUCAAGCCAGAAAAACCUUUCAGGAAGCAUGCAAGAAUAGACCACCAACAACAACUGCGAGUCGUUCGACGGUCACCGUUUAAUGCAAACUCAUUAUAUUCUUUAUUAAAAAUCUAUACUUCUCAAAGGAUAAUUAAAUAAAAUGAUAUAUCUUUUUUUAUUCUUCCGUUUCUCUUUAAUGCGUUUUUUAAAAAUUCACUUUGAAAUUCCAUCUAAUUCGAUUACCAAUAUGUAAUUUAGAUAUUCAGCCAUUCAUGAUUUUUUGCGUUGGUGAGUAUAGAUCGGGUAGUAUGUAUCGUCAAAGAUUGCAUGGAACAGAGGCUGACUAUUCACUUCACUCUAUUAUUAUGAAUUCUAUUUGGAUUUAUUUGUAGAAGAAUACAACAGAAUUGGAGAUGGAAAUAAAAAGACAUACAAAAUAUUAGCAAAUUUUUACAUUAUCAUUGAUAAUGAAAUAAAUCAAGAACUAAAUUAUUUUUAUAAUGCCUUAUAACUAGGAUUAUUUCUUAUUAUUAAAAUUUAUAAUUAAAAACGUUUUUUAUUAUUAACAUCUUAUAACGAAACAUAUUUAAUUGCUAAUCAUGGUUGCAAACUCCAUCUGGUACUGUUAUUAAUUAUAAAAUCAUUGGCUUAUUAUUUAAACAAUUGUUUGUAAUAUUUAAAAGUAUUCACGAUUAAUUCAUUUUAUUAAAUAAAAAAUAGGUUAAGAUUAUACGGAAGAUAAUAUGUCCAGAUCUCAUCAUAUGGAGGUUGUUGCUGCACCUACAGAUUCUAAAAUAAUAACUAUUUGAUAAAUCAUUUGUACUGACUAAGCGACAAAAGACCAUAGUUUCUUCGAAGAGUUUGAAGGUUACACUUUAGGGCGAUAGCUUUUUGUGGCCUUUGUCUAAAAAAGACAAUCAGUUACUUCUUCUUAUAUGCAUUGUCGUGACAAUAACGUAAUGCUCGAAGAACAAUGAAUCCGAUAGUACAGAAACAAAUACCGAACAGUUUUCAUCUUUUCUUUAUAACGCAUUGUAACAAAUUAAACGAAAAUUAACCAUUGUUUAACAUCAUUGACACUCCAAUAUCUGGUUAUUAGAGAGUAGAUAUAUUAGUCUUAAAAAUAAGUUAAUCUUAAAACUAGAACUCUUAGCAACACUAUUAAGAUAAAUCUGCUGAAACUUAAAAAAUAAAGCAAUAAAAUUCCAGCAUGCAUCUUGCAACAUGCAUCAUAAUUAUAUUCUUAUAAAUUAACAUGCUUUAGAAUUAUAAAAUGUUUUAAAAAUAAACACUUACUAAUAUAUUUUAUAAAUUUAUAACAUAGUGCAUAAUAUGAAAUUAUUCUAGAUUGGUUAUUAUACAAUUUUAUUAGUUAAUAUAACUCUUCUCAUUAUUAAAUUAAAAUAAAAAUAGUGCGUAUAAAAGAAAACAUAAAAAUAAACAGAAUAAAACUAAAAGUAUGCAAUCUCAUUUUGUGUGCUUAUCAAUAUUAUUAAUAUAUAGAAACAAACCACACUGAGAUCCAUACAAUUAAAUUUGUAAAUCUGAAACAUAUUUUCAUUAAUCAAACAUUUUAUUGAACGAAACAUCUUCAAAAUCUUUGGUACAUCUCACAAAUAUUUAAAGUUAUAUUUGACAUAGUUAUAUUGAAAUUGUAUUUUUUAUAGAACUAUAAAUAAUUAUAUUAAAUAUUUUAUGUUUGCCUUCAGAAAUGCAUAUAUAUACAUAAGAUAAUGUAACAGCAGGGCACUCUAAUACGUGAAAAUCAAAAAAGAUUAAUGUUAGCGAAUCCAACGAUGAUCACCUGUAACAAAAAGAAAAUAUAUUAGUCAUAGAAUCAAUAUGUAUAAAAACAUAUAAUACAGCACAUCUAUUUGACAUGCCAAUAUUUGUGUAGAUGCACAUUUCAAUUUAUUUCCCUAUCUAUUCUUAUCAAUCCCUAUAUCACCUUGCUAUAAGAUAAAAUUUAAAUGUGUGACUCUACAAAUUAUAACAAAUAAUGCUUAAGCAAUUGGAAAAUUUCAAAUAUUAUUACUACUAGUA
Vespa velutina is the source of this 3811-nucleotide messenger RNA. RefSeq names its product coiled-coil domain-containing protein 13-like. The record is from RefSeq and is a predicted model, not a curated record. Gene Ontology annotation, cellular component: centriolar satellite. The transcript has 10 exons. Lineage: Eukaryota; Metazoa; Arthropoda; Insecta; Hymenoptera; Vespidae. Gene Ontology annotation, biological process: non-motile cilium assembly; cytoplasmic microtubule organization.